This is a messenger RNA of Plectropomus leopardus (leopard coralgrouper), 2897 nucleotides long. It is a transcript of the gene dpf2l, whose product is annotated as D4, zinc and double PHD fingers family 2, like. NCBI's taxonomy places the organism in Eukaryota, Metazoa, Chordata, Actinopteri, Perciformes, Serranidae. The record is from RefSeq and is a predicted model, not a curated record. Gene Ontology annotation, cellular component: nBAF complex. Gene Ontology annotation, biological process: nervous system development.
CACUUCACACAACCGCAAUAAGCAAACAUGGCGGCGGCCGUCGACAGUGUUGUGAAAGUGCUGGGAGAGCAGUAUUACAGAGAUGCCAUGGAGCAGUGUCAUAGUUACAAUGCUCGAUUGUGCGCUGAGCGCAGCAUCCUCAUGCCUUUCCUGGACUCUCAGACUGGUGUAGCUCAGUCCAACUGUUACAUCUGGAUGGAGAAGAGACACCGGAGUGCAGGUGUAGCACCGGGGCAGCUGUACACCUACCCAGCUCGCCGCUGGAGGAAGAAACGUCGUUCUCAUCCCCCGGAGGACCCCCGCUUGGCUUUCCCCCCUCUCAAAGCAGCAGAUUUGGAGCUGGGUCUGAAGCGUGAUGCGUUGGGAGCGGUGGACGGCAGCAGUCUUGAAGCCCUGCUGAAGGGGGAGCCCCUUGACAGGAGGAGCGGCGUGUCGGACCUCCGCGGCCCUGAAGAUGAGUCAGCAACUGUGGAGCCUCCUGCCACCUCGACGACCACUCACACAUCCUCUGGGCGUGUCCGCAAGAGGGUCCUCGACCAUGAUGACUACUUGGACGACCUGGACGAUGAGGACUUUGAGGACGAGACCCCCAAGAGACGAGGCAAGAGCAAGUCCAAGGGCCGCAGUGACAAGAAUGGCAAGAAAAAACAGGAGGCUGCAGCUGCAGCGCUUGAGGAGAGGGACAAACCUUACGCCUGCGACAUCUGUGGGAAGCGCUACAAGAACCGUCCUGGCCUGAGCUACCACUAUACACACUCUCACCUGGCCGAGGAGGAGGGCGAGGACCGCGAGGAGAUCGAGGCACCACCCACUCCUCGCCAGCCUGAGGAGCAGAAGACAACUAAGAAGGGUCCCAAUGGGCUGGCGAUGCCCAACGAUUACUGUGACUUCUGUCUGGGAGACUCAACUUUAAACCAGAAGACUGGCCAAUCAGAAGAGCUGGUGUCCUGCUCAGAUUGUGGACGCUCAGGCCACCCAACAUGCCUGCAGUUCACACCAGUGAUGAUGGCUGCAGUGAAGACAUACCGCUGGCAGUGCAUUGAGUGCAAGUGCUGCAACGUUUGUGGCACCUCAGAGAAUGACGACCAGCUGCUGUUUUGUGAUGACUGUGACCGAGGCUACCACAUGUACUGUCUAAGUCCCCCCAUGACUGAACCACCAGAGGGGAGCUGGAGCUGCCACCUGUGCCUGGCUCUGCUGAAAGAUAAAGCGUCCAUAUACCAGCAGAACCAGAGCUCCGCCCCUGAGUGACAACAUAGCAACAAGUCCUGCCCCCUCAGUAAAGGAACCCCGUCCCCGUGGAAAUGUCAGACCUCCUCUCAGUCCGGAGCUCCAGGCUCUGUCCAGAUGUAGCUGAGCCAGAUCGCAGAUCAGCUUUAGAAGUCUUAAUAUCAACAGCGUCAGUGGGGGGAUCAGUCAACACGGGGAUCAAACUAUCACUACCAACCUGCCUGCAAAGCCCCCGCGGCCUGCCGUCACACACAUGCAUAUUGUGCGUACAUACAAUAUAGACACACACACACUCUCUCCUGGACUGUUACACACACUAGAUACAGAGACAGAGAGCAUGCAGUAACCACAGUAACUGCUGUCUCCAUGGAAGAUCCCAGGAGCAAACGGAUUAGCAUUACAGCUAAUUAUCUGCACCCUUUCACGCUCGAAGACCGUGUGGACUGUCGAGACAACACAGUUUUUUUUCUGCCAAAUAAUCUAUUUUUCACUCCCUGAAUGUGGGAGAAAGAAAAAAAAUCACCACAUACAUGGUGGAGGAAUAUUAUUAUUAUUAUUAUUAUUAUUAUUAUAGUUAUUACUGUUAUUGUUCUGGUUACUAGUGGACUUUUGUAGUGGCAUUUGUCUGUGUACUUUUGUCUAAUCCAUCAAGUCUUUUCAAAAGGUUUCCCCAAGGGGAGCCAUUCAGUGCCAAGGUCCAACAUCAUAUGAAAUACACACAGCCCAUGGAGCUUAUCAUCAUCACUUCAGCCAUCUUUGUUUCAUUUUAAACCAGUGGGACAAAAAUGGUAUAAAACAAAAGUCUUAAUUUUUUGUCAACAAAAAACUUUGGCUUUGACUCGUUAAGCUGUUAGCACAAAAUCUUUGGCCUUGCUACUUUAGGACUGCACCAAAAUCAACUUUUCAUCUGAUUCUGUUACUAGAACGAUCAGUUACUUGAACCACACGCGAAACAACGGAGCAUAGACUCUUUAAGUUCUCAUGAGACAAAAACAUUUAGUACAGCGUCGGUCUUCAUAUAUUAGUUCUCCAUCAGCUAACGUUCUCUUAUUUUGAAAACCGGUCAUCAAAAGUGGGAUAAUGCUGUUCUCAUUGUUGGAAACUGACUAAUACAUGUAACUACUUAUCAUAAAGGUGCAUCCUUUUGUCUGAGAUGUUUUGUGCUAGCUUUUUAGAAACGCCCUUCACAGGUAAUUUUUAAACAGCUGCUGUCAAAUCGAUGACACACAGAAUCGUUCACGAACUGUAGCUGCUUUUAUCAUUUGUCACACAGACGCAGAUUUGCAUGCAGAUUGCACCUGUAUGAAUGCACACACACUCACACCACAAGUGUUUGUCUUUUUGUUGUAUUUUUUCUUUUUUACAUUUUAUAUUACCUGAUAUUCCAUUGGUACUGGGAAGUUUUUUCUAGUAGAAUUUUGUAAAGUCUAUGGUAUAGCAAACACGUCAAGUAUAUAGCUCCUAAUGCAUUCUAUGUACUGUAUUGACUUUUUCUAUUUUUGUUAUGACUGUGACAUGUUUGAAUUUAUUUGAUUAUUCUGAUAUGUCAAAACCUCCAUUAUGAGUAUUUGUAAAAUGAUGUACUUUGUUGUACUAUUUUUAUUUUUACAUUUCUUUGGUAUCAAAGCCAAUUUAGCCUGACUGAAAUAAAAAUCACUUUGAAUUAA